CAUAGCUAGUUGUUGUUCCACUGAUUUGAGUAUGCGUUGACUUCAUUUCUUAGUUCUUACUACCACUCUCAGUUUCUUGAAGAAGAAAAAAUAUAGCAAUUUAUGGUUAUCAAUCACUGCCUUUCCUGCUUCAAUCUGAGUAACUACAUCUUGAACGUUUCAGCUCUGUUUCUCCAAUGUCUUUAAAUGCUUGAUGCUUUAUUGAGACCACCACUCUCUUGUUCGAGUUACCACAUGAAGGAUUAGUUGCUCUUGGUAGUUUACUCACUUGGACACAUGUCGAAUGUAUAUUGUUAAUGUUGAAUUAUUAGUUCAUAGUGGUACUGUUUCAAACUUUCAAUGAAUUAUAGUUAAGGAAGAAAAUAGAAUGUGGGUUGUUUUAUGCUCGUGUUACCUAUUUUUUGAGAUGUAUACUGUCUCUGACUCUAUGUUACAGGAGACAGCUAUUGAAUUGGUAGAUAUUGGUGAUGAUGGUGUUGUGCAAUCUAUUUGCGAGCAGUCAGUAUUCGGUGUGAUAAAAGACAUGGCUAUUCUACCCUGGAAUAGGAACUUUCGUGCGCAAAAGUCACAGGUGGUGGGAAAAGACCUGUUGGUUGUUAUUUCCGAUUCUGGAAAGCUUUCCUUUCUCACAUUUUGCAAUGAAAUGCACAGGUUCUUUCCAGUUACUCAUGUUCAACUUUCAAAUCCUGGCAACUCAAGACAUCAGAUUGGUAGAAUGCUUGCUACUGUUGAUUCCCUGUAAGUGUGUGUUUUGGAGCUAUUGCAAUGUGAUUUGCUUACCUUUUCAGCGCCAUUCUUGGUUACUUGGUUUGGCCGAUGCUUUACCGUGAUGCUAGAUUAAGGUGCCUUAUCAAUAGUUAGCACCUUGCUUUAUCCUUCAUUGGAUUGUUUAGAUUAGUGUGAUGGAAUUGGAUUUUAUUCUUGAGUACCACUCAGUUAUUAUUGGACGGUAAAUUAUUUUAUGCUCGUGUUACCUAUUUUUUGAGAUAUAUUACAUGUGCUAAUUAAUAUUUUGGUGUUAUUUUUCAUCUUUUGAAGGUACUCGAAAAUAAUAAUAAAAGUCCAACAGAUCAAGAACAAGAGGACACUACUUGAGGCUUCAAAUUGGCUACCAUCAUUGUUUUCCUAGAUCUUAGUAUUAAUUAGUUAGUUUUGUAAGGCUACAAUUACAUUUUUAGUGUGUUUUAAUUUUGUGAUAUUUUUAGUAACAUAUUAGUUAUGAAGUAUUAUUGAUGAA
Molecule: messenger RNA, 1237 nt
Organism: Beta vulgaris subsp. vulgaris (sugar beet)
Lineage: Eukaryota; Viridiplantae; Streptophyta; Magnoliopsida; Caryophyllales; Amaranthaceae
Exons: 3
Coding region: 368-742 (124 amino acids)
Biological process (GO): mRNA splicing, via spliceosome
Cellular component (GO): U2 snRNP; nucleus
Molecular function (GO): protein binding; U2 snRNA binding
Source: RefSeq, a predicted model, not a curated record